Molecule: messenger RNA, 1856 nt
Organism: Sturnus vulgaris (Common starling)
Lineage: Eukaryota; Metazoa; Chordata; Aves; Passeriformes; Sturnidae
Gene: ANKS4B
Product: ankyrin repeat and sterile alpha motif domain containing 4B
Biological process (GO): brush border assembly
Molecular function (GO): protein binding
Source: RefSeq, a predicted model, not a curated record
CAGGAGCUGCUGAAAAUGUCCAGCAGGUAUCACAAAGCAGCAGCUGAUGGCAAUGUGGACCUGCUGAAAGAGGCCACCAGGAAAGACCUCAACGCUUCUGAUGAAGAUGGGAUGACCCCCACCCUUCUGGCAGCCUACCACGGGUACCUGGAAGCUCUGGAAGUCAUUUGCAGGAGGGGGGGGGAUCCAGACAAGUGUGACAUCUGGGGGAACACGCCCCUGCACCACGCUGCCUGCAAUGGCCACAUCCACUGUGUCUCUUUUUUGGUCAACUUUGGGGCCAACAUCUUUGCUCUGGACAACGACCUGCGCACUCCCCUGGAGGCAGCAGCCAGCAGGGACCGCAAGGAGUGUGUCCAGAUCCUGGACAAAGCUGCCACCGAGCAGAACCUGCUGAACCCUAAGAAGGUCUCCAAGCAAAAGGCACAGGCCCAGAGGAACGUUGAGAGACAAAUCAAGGAAUGUGAGAAGCGCCAAGAGAAACACCAGCACGAAAUGAACCGGAAUUAUAUCAAAGAAAAGGUUGGCACAGUGAAUUCUUCCAGAGGAACGCACUCCAGGGUAAAGCUGCCCAGCCUAUUUGCUUCAAAUACCACAAGUACUUUAACCAAAAACCUGAAAGAUACCAUGAAACUCAAGACAAAAAAGACAGCCAACAGCACAAAAAGGCAGGAAACACAAAGAAAUGCCCAAGAUGAUGAUAUGGGUAGGAGAAAUGUGAUGCAUUUGUUUGAUGAGAAAGAGGAGGAUGAAUUACUGAAUGACCUCGAAGAGAAAAACCUUGCUGGUAAUGACAGUCAGCUCUCCAUUUUUCAGAGGCCAGGUCUUGGCAAAAUUGUGUUUGGAAGGAAUUUGGCUGCAGAGGUAAAUCCUGAAGCUGUGUCUUCUGAGAAAGAAGGUAUAAGAGUUACAAUGGCCAGUGAGCUCUUUCAGUAUGAAAAUGCUGAGAAUGGCAGGGAAGAUGAUGCUGAAAACAGUGCUGAUGUCCCUUGGAAUGAGGAAGAAGUCAUUUGGGAUGAUGAGGAAACAGAGAAUACGCCCCUUGAGGUAUUUCUGGCAUCACAGAUGCUGGAUGAGUUUCUUCCAGUCUUCAUGAGGGAAAAAAUUGAUUUAGAUGCCCUGAUGCUAUGUUCUGAUGAAGAUCUACAGAGCAUUCAGAUGGAGCUUGGGCCAAGAAAGAAAGUCCUGAAUGCUGUGAAUAAAAGAAAACAGGCACUCCAGAACCCUGGAAAAACUGUAGAUACUUGCUUAUAAAUUAUCAUACCUGUUGUUGUAACCUACACACUGAUUGAUUACUUUUCCCUCUCUCCAAAGAGUGGGCAACUCUUCUGAGAAUUCUGCUAAAGCAAAAGGCAGGUUACCAACUGCUUUAGAAGUACAGCAGAGAUAGUUUUUCUCUCUGGGUAGGUAGUUGUGGUGAACAGGAUACUAAGUAAAGUAUAUUCUGCCAAAAAGCAAGACUGUGAAGCUAAAAACCCAAAAGCUUUUCCUCCCUGAACUGUUUAUAUGGAUUGGAUUUCUUUUGGUCCAGAUAAUUUCAAAUAACGUGAAGGCCAGGCCACUGCAUUCCUUAACAAAGGCCUUCCUUUCUUCUCCAAAACCACAAUGCAAAGAGCAUUCUCAGAACUUGAGAGCUCCAUUUGCUUCUGUAAGAUGAGUAAAACCACUCUUCCUGGUACUGAUAGUACGUUAGAAAAGGAAUCUGAAUCUUGAUUUUUAGCUAUGGUUUAUUGACUCUAAUCACCUCUGAAUUAAUGUAAAUAAGAAUACUUUACAGCAAAUGUCAUAUUUUUGUCAUUAAGGUUUUUACUUCUGUAUUGACAAUUUAAAAAUACAUGAAGUAUCUUCUCAAGAAA